Messenger RNA from Penicillium brasilianum, 1815 nucleotides. The record is from the annotation of a GenBank genome assembly. Lineage: Eukaryota; Fungi; Ascomycota; Eurotiomycetes; Eurotiales; Aspergillaceae.
GAGGUGAGGUUUAUGACAGCGAAUGAAACAGCCCAAUUUAUCGGAUGCGGGGAAUCGUUGAUAGGAGAGUACUUGAGGUCCGAGGUUCCGCACUAUAAAAUCUACUAGUUUGUCUCCUAUCUUUGGCUGCAUGUCCAGAGCCGCUCAGAGCUUAAGAUUCCGUACGCCUUCAUUCGAUAUCUCCAAAGAUGACAGUCCACAAGGUUGCUGUUAUUCAGUUGAGCCCGAAGGCUCCCAAUGAGAUUGAGUCCAAUCACCAACGAGCCGUAUCAUUUAUCAAGGAUGCAGCCAGCUCCGGGGCAGACUUAGCGGUCCUACCGGAAUACCAUCUAGCCGAUUUUGCUCCAGGCCACGACCCGGAGAUUCGCAAGCAAUGUGCCAACUGGAAAACAUACCUGGACGCAUAUUGCGCUCUAGCUAAAGAGUGCAACAUCUGUAUCGUUCCGGGAUCGCUCGGAGAACUGCACGCUGAUGGUACGAUUGUCAACGCGGCGUAUUUCAUCGACAAUACAGGCGCCAUCAAAGGAAGAUACGAGAAGAAGAAUCUCUGGCACCCCGAGAGACCUUUUGUCAAAGGCUCCGGAAAUGAUAGCCGCCAUGUCGCCUUUGACACCCCGCUUGGAAAGGUCGGGUUGCUGAUCUGCUGGGACUUGGCGUUCCCGGAAGCGUUUCGAGAACUGAUCAUGCAGGGCGCAAAGAUGAUUAUCGUGCCGGCCUUUUGGAGAUAUACCGAUGCGGGAGAUGUUGGCAUCAAGCGUAAUCCCAAAUCAGAGGGGGAUUUCCUGGAUGCUGCCGUUGUCAGCCGAGCUUUUGAGAACACCUGCGCGAUGGUAUUUUGCAAUGUUGGUGGGCCCUCGGAAGACGGAUUCGCCGGUCUCUCUCAAGUGGCAAUGCCGUUCCUCGGUCGGGUUGAGAGGUUUGAUACCAGUGACGAAGGCAUGAGAAUUGUCGAGCUCGAUAUGGAUGUUCUGGAGGAGGCCGAGGGCGAAUACAAAGUGCGACAGGAUCUUGCUACCCCGGGUUGGCACUACGGCUAUCGCCAAUGAUAGUGCAUCCUAUACGUGGCCAAAUGAUACAGGACACAGGAAGUGGAAAGAAUCGCAAGCAAUAAUUACUCGACAUUACCGUAGCCACGAGGAUUUCACUACCAUCCAAUCAAGUCGUAUAGCAGUUCCACGUCAUCCAAAAUGGGUGUAGGUAGAUGGCAAGACGCAUUCUCCGAUGAUUGCAUAAAGCUUAUUAUGCCAAUAUUUCUUCGUUGUAUCUCCUACAUGACAAAUAUAGCAUGCAGCAGUCAAUUUUCCGCGACAGCGAGCAGCAAAAGCUGCCGAGUCACCAUCUCAGGCGGUCGGUCGCUGACAGGCGACGCAAGCAAAGCCAACAAAUCUGACCAAGACCGUAUAGACCAGCCAGUCAAAUCAAAGGGCCCGUGAAUAUCAGCGAAUCGCCUUGGAUCGACGAUUUUGGGGCCAUCACCCCCGAAGCUGACAACAAUCCUUUCGUACAAAAGGCAACAGCGAAAACUUAGAGCAUGUAGAUCAUCACCUUGGCCCGUGAUGUCAUAGGAAAACAACAAGAUCCCAAGUCCAAUAACAUUGAAAGUCAUGAAAAAGGUGUACGUAAUCCAGACCGUGAGGACGAAGAAGGCGCGAAAUGGCGAGAGUGUGGCGAAACCAAAGAACCCGUCGCCUGUCUUACCCUCUGAAAGAAGAUCGGAACUCCUACUAAGAGCCGUGCCCGAUAUUAUUUCACGGCGGAACAAAACAAUCGACCCCUUGAGAAGUUUCAAGCCUUAGGCCUGAGACCUAUCGGUCC